CAAGUUUCAUAACAAAUAUAAAUUUUCAAACUCUAUUUCUAUGUUACUGAUCGAUGGAGAUGACACACGCAAAAAAGGAAUAAACGGAAUCCAAAGAUAUGGCCAUGCAUUCAACAUUGAUCUGUCUUGUGAGAUUUUUUGUCAGUGUUACAUUGAUAUUAGAUGUGACAUGUGAAUGUUCAUUCGAUUCUAGUACAGACUGCAUGAACCAGGCCAUUAAGAAAGAUUGUUUCUGCAGUUGCUUGGAGGCAAAAUUAGAUGCAUAUUAUACUACACAAUUAAAAGUUCAAGCUAACUAUUUAUGUACGCAUUUUCUUAAAGAGUGUAAAGACAUUUGGACCCUUUCUUUUAGCUACACAGUUGUCAAUAUUUCAACUUUAAAUGAGGAACUGUAUACCAGUGAAAGAAUACUCGUGCCUCAUGAUCAGGAAAUUAUAACGGAGAUUAAAGAGUUAGAAAUAGCAGGAAAAUAUAGCAUUAAAAUUAAACCUUCUUGUACAAUUUGUGGCAGUGGUUGUAAAGUAAUACAUUUAUCAAGCAUCCAAAUAAAAAAAGGAAAGGUACCAAAGAAAUCAAAAGCUAAACAGUAUUUAACCGACUUUAUUUCUUUGCCUGUUUUAGUCACUUUUGUUUGCGUUUUGGUCAUCGGCAUUUUAUUAAUAAUAAUAUUGACUCAAAAAAACGAAAGACACUGGAAUCAAAUUCCUGUAUCGGAAAUACACAUAUAAAUUGUUGUCAUAAAUUGUGUUUAGGACACUGUUGAAAUGAAAAUGUGCAAUGGGACCGAUAAUGCGUUCACGAUUUUAUAUAUACAUGUAUAUAUAGCAAUGUAAUAUUACCAACUUCGUAUAGCAUGCUUUCAUAUUGAAAAUAUUGUAAAUAAUUUCAUUCGAUCAAAACAUCGUCCCUGCAAGUAUAAAUGAAAGCUGAACUGUGAUACGAAGUUAAAAACUAAUUAGAUUUACUAGAGAUGUACGUGAAGGAAAGAGGUAAAUCUUGAUGAUUUUAUAGCUAAAUUCACCGAGACAAUAAUACGAAUAAAAGUAAGAAUGGAAAUGGGGAAUAUGUCAAAGAGACAACAAACCGACCAAAGAGCAGACAACAGCCGAAGGUCACCAUUGGGUCUUCAACGCAGCGAGAAAAUCCACGUCCGGAGGUGGUCCUCAGCUGGCCCCUAAAUAAAAUUGUGUACUAGUUCAGUGUAAAUGGACGUCACACUAAACUCCAAAACAUAUGAAUGAACUAAAAUUAAAAAACAUACAAGACUAACCAAGGCCAGAGGCUCCUGAGUUCUGAUUGAGAAACAUGAUAGGUCUGUGGUGAAAUCAUAGUUAUUGUAUUCUAGAAACCUUAUUAAAAUGUAAUAGAUUAUUUUGAGGGAUUUUUAUGUGGUUUUAAGACAGUUUUUGGUUUUAAUUCAUACAUGUUAUUUGUAUUUCCGGCUUUCGCCUGAACUUGAAUUUACUUGUAGGUACUUUUCGGUUAUAUCUGCUCUACAAAAUUUUUAUUAGGUUUUGGAAUUUUGAAAAUUUUGGCUUCGCGCAUUACUGAAGAGACAUAUAUGUCGAAAUGUGCAUCUGGUACAGUAACUUUGAUACAUUUAAUGUUAUUGUAUACUAUCUCUUUCAAAAAUAAAAAAAACAAGACCUGUA
Mytilus californianus (California mussel) is the source of this 1652-nucleotide messenger RNA. RefSeq lists its product as uncharacterized. The transcript is spliced from 7 exons. The record is from RefSeq and is a predicted model, not a curated record. Bases 99 to 728 code for a protein of 209 amino acids. NCBI's taxonomy places the organism in Eukaryota, Metazoa, Mollusca, Bivalvia, Mytilida, Mytilidae.